CUCUGCUGUUGGGUCAGCUUGCAAAAUAUUCCUGUAACACUCACUCGGGAAGAGCUACAUGACCAGCAAGAAAAUCUGCUAGGUCCCAGGCAGUCGCUGCUGCCCCUUUGAUGUUUUGGUACGCCGUGCGCAUGCGCGUCCCAUUAGAAUUACCGCACUGGGCAGACUAAGUUGGAUCUCCUCUCUCCAGUGAAACCCUCAAUCCCAUCAAAAACUAAAGGGAUGUGGAGAGUCCGGAAAAAGGGCUGCCUUGGGAUCUGGUCGUUUCCCUUGAUCAUCGCCGCUGUCUGUGCGCAGAGUGUCAAUGAUCCUAGUAAUAUGUCGCUGGUCAAAGAGACGGUGGAUAGACUCCUGAAAGGCUAUGACAUUCGUCUGAGACCAGAUUUUGGAGGUCCCCCUGUGGCUGUGGGAAUGAAUAUCGACAUCGCCAGCAUCGAUAUGGUUUCUGAAGUAAAUAUGGAUUACACGUUGACAAUGUAUUUUCAACAAGCCUGGAGAGAUAAGAGGCUGUCAUAUAAUGUGAUACCCUUAAACUUGACUCUGGACAACAGAGUAGCAGACCAGCUCUGGGUGCCCGACACCUACUUCCUGAAUGACAAGAAGUCGUUUGUGCACGGAGUGACCGUCAAGAACCGGAUGAUCCGGCUGCAUCCCGAUGGCACAGUCCUCUAUGGCCUCAGAAUCACAACCACAGCUGCCUGCAUGAUGGACCUAAGGCGGUACCCAUUGGAUGAACAAAACUGCACCUUGGAAAUCGAGAGCUAUGGAUACACAACUGACGACAUUGAGUUUUACUGGCGCGGGGAUGACAACGCGGUAACGGGAGUAACAAAGAUCGAACUGCCCCAGUUCUCCAUCGUGGAUUACAAACUUAUCACCAAGAAGGUAGUUUUUUCCACAGGUUCCUACCCCAGGUUGUCCCUCAGUUUCAAGCUGAAGAGAAACAUUGGUUACUUUAUCCUGCAAACGUACAUGCCUUCCAUCCUGAUCACUAUCCUCUCCUGGGUCUCCUUCUGGAUUAACUAUGAUGCGUCAGCCGCAAGAGUGGCAUUAGGAAUCACAACUGUCCUUACAAUGACCACCAUCAACACCCACCUCCGGGAGACUCUCCCUAAAAUCCCCUAUGUGAAGGCCAUCGACAUGUACCUGAUGGGGUGCUUUGUCUUUGUGUUCAUGGCCCUCCUGGAAUACGCUUUGGUCAACUACAUCUUCUUUGGAAGGGGACCCCAGCGCCAAAAGAAAGCGGCUGAGAAGGCUGCUAGUGCCAACAGUGAAAAGUUGCGCCUGGAUGUCAACAAGAUGGACCCACAUGAGAACAUCUUACUGAGCACUCUUGAAAUAAAAAAUGAGAUGGCCACAUCUGAGGCCGUGAUGGGUCUUGGAGACCCCAGGAGCACCAUGUUGGCUUAUGAUGCCUCCGGCAUUCAGUAUCGGAAAGCCGGGCUGCCCAGGCAUAGUUUUGGCCGAAAUGCCCUGGAACGACACGUGGCGCAGAAGAAAAGCCGCCUGCGGAGACGUGCCUCCCAACUGAAAAUCACCAUCCCCGACUUGACUGAUGUGAAUGCCAUAGAUCGGUGGUCCCGCAUAUUCUUCCCAGUGGUUUUUUCCUUCUUCAACAUCGUCUAUUGGCUUUACUAUGUGAACUAAAACACAGCCUUCGCAGGAAGCAAGGACUAGAUUCCUCCUCAAACCAGUUGUACAGCCUGACAAUAGGACUUGGAAAACACAUCAACCCAGGACAAAAGUGAUGCUUAAAUACCUUAGUUGCUGGCCUAUCCUGUGGUCCAUUUCAUACCAUUGGGGUUGCUUCUGCUAAGUAAUGAAUACAGUAAGGUCCUUGUGGUUUUCCAGUUAAAACGCAAGUGAUUUGCCCACUCGCUGGCAAGACUGGGUCUGAGCGUUCCACUUUAUCCGCUUAGUAUGCAGCCGACACAGAGGGGAAUUAUUUAGAAGAUUCUCUUAGAAGGCUCACUAGCACUGUCGGUCAUUCCACUGAGAAGUGGUCCCAUCCAGAACCUGCCAUCGUCAUUCCUGAGGUUGGCAUGCUGCUGCAACGGCCGCAUGCUUCAGAAACAUCGCCCUCAGUGCCACGCGGACACGCUUACGGAAGGUGCUCUGUGCCUGUCUCAUUAUGAUGAUAGUGGUGCCAUGGGAAGGUAAUUCCCACUGGCUUCUAGAACAUUCUCAUGUAGUUCAAACAGGAUAGACGGAGUCAAGACAGAGAGUCAAGAAACCAACUUGGCCAAUUUCAGAUUGCUUGAGCUCUUAAAGAGUCAGUUGUGACAUCUUCCAUUUUGACAUUAGAGAUCAGGAGAAUUCUAAACACUUUCAUGCAUGACAGCCAAAGAAAUUAUUUGAAAAUGCUGUUUCCUAGUUGGCUCCAAGGAGAGUUCAAAACCCAGGGCAGAGUGGAAAAUCCAGAAAUGACUGUUGUAACAACAUUAAAGCAAGCAAGCAUCAGAGCCUUUCUGAGCCCGCACAGCAUCUGGUCUGCACAUAUCGUGAGCAAUAGCAAAAGGUAGAACAAAAGAUUUUUUUUUCCAAUUUCACGAGCUUUGACAGCAUACCUAUAGAAACUUGUAUAGUUUAUCUAAUUCAAAGACAUCCACACAAGAGAAAAGCUAGCCAAAUUAGAAUUGUCUUAGAGGUAGGUUAGAUUGAGCGUUACCCAAAAAUACUAAUGUAGAUUCCACACAAUGUGAGCAGACAGGUCUUGUUUUUUUGUUGUUGUUUUUUUUCACGUCUGCUGUC
This is a messenger RNA of Artibeus jamaicensis (Jamaican fruit-eating bat), 2751 nucleotides long. It is a transcript of the gene GABRB2, whose product is annotated as gamma-aminobutyric acid type A receptor subunit beta2. The transcript is spliced from 10 exons. Gene Ontology annotation, molecular function: extracellular ligand-gated monoatomic ion channel activity; neurotransmitter receptor activity; GABA-A receptor activity. Bases 223 to 1647 code for a protein of 474 amino acids. The record is from RefSeq and is a predicted model, not a curated record. Gene Ontology annotation, cellular component: membrane; neuron projection; GABA-A receptor complex. Gene Ontology annotation, biological process: nervous system process; signal transduction; regulation of membrane potential. NCBI's taxonomy places the organism in Eukaryota, Metazoa, Chordata, Mammalia, Chiroptera, Phyllostomidae.